Molecule: messenger RNA, 546 nt
Organism: Culicoides brevitarsis
Lineage: Eukaryota; Metazoa; Arthropoda; Insecta; Diptera; Ceratopogonidae
Exons: 4
Coding region: 1-546 (181 amino acids)
Source: RefSeq, a predicted model, not a curated record
AUGCCGACAGAAAAAUUGCUGCCGAUGAUUGAAAGUGUAACAACGGCAGCUACACAAACAUCGGCGGCAUCCACAAUCCAAAUCACCCGCACAACAUCCACAAUUAUUACCAGCUUAUCGCAUGGGCAUAAUAAACGACCAACUAUCAUUAUCUAUCCAACGGUUUCACCGGAGUCAAUUGUCAUCCCGAUCGUCUCGUGCAUCUUCGGUUUCCCAAUAUUGGCCUUGCUCGUAAUCUGUUGCCUGCGACGACGCGCAAAACUGGCACGCGAACGUGAACGACGUCGCAACUACGAUUUUCAGGAUGCCGCUGGUCUUAGUCUGGUCAGAUUUAGUCCUAUUCAUAGGCUCACUGACGGUACCAAGAGAGCUAUCAGUCUGCGUUCUGAACGAAGCAUGAGUCGCGGUUUCCCCUCUUUAGAGCUCGACACCGUGAUAGAGGAGCGCAGCGAUCAGGAGCAGACACAGGUGACGGAUUUGGUAAUAACACCUGAUUCGCCAACCGAAGUGACACGCCUCAACAAUUUAUGCAACUUUAGCAGCUAA